Molecule: messenger RNA, 3751 nt
Organism: Cyanistes caeruleus (blue tit)
Lineage: Eukaryota; Metazoa; Chordata; Aves; Passeriformes; Paridae
Gene: LRRC10B
Product: leucine rich repeat containing 10B
Cellular component (GO): cytoplasm
Molecular function (GO): protein binding
Source: RefSeq, a predicted model, not a curated record
AACCGGCUGUGCCGGCUGCCCGCGGCGCUGCCCCGCAUGGCCGGCCUGCGGGGGCUCUGGCUCUACGGGAACCGCUUCCAGGAGUUCCCGCCCGUGCUGCUCCGCAUGGAUCACAUCCGCGUCCUCGACAUGGAUCGCAACCGCAUCGCCAGCUUCCCGGACCUCACCGGCCUCGCUUCCCUGCGCCUCCUGUCCUACGACCACAAUCCCGUCCGGCAGCCGCCCUGUGUCGGGGAUGAAGUGCAGCUGGUGGGGGACGGGGCGCAGGAAUACAUGGAAGCGCGGCAGGAGCGGCUGCAGAGCCUGCAGCACCAGGAGGAAGAGGAGGAGGAAGGCACCGAGGCCGCCCCGGUAUCCCCUGAGGAUGGGCCGGAGUAUGGGGAAGGGGAAUCUGUGGCCUUGACGGGAUCUCCUGAGGAACUGUGAGCCUCUGUUCUCCUGAGGGGGUGCAGAGCCCCCACCUGCCUCCCAAGGAAUUCCCAUCUAGGGCUGGGAAAGGAGGAAAUUCACAGCCUCCAGGCUGUGGAAAGGAAAACCAAUGGUCUGAGGAGCAGCCUUAUGCAGUUGGGACAGCAGCUUCGUGUCCUGGAUCUGCAGGAUCAUGGAUCCCAAUGGUUAUCCCAUCUGAGAGCAUCCCACCUACUCCAGGGUGCCUUGGAUUGGGAUACAACCCCCUGCCCUGAGGGGUGAUCCCACACUGCCCCCCCGUGAGAAUGGGGACAUUGCCACUCCUCCACCUCUGAAAAUCCUUUACUUCUGUCCCAAUGGGCAGCACAGGAAAAAGCAAUGCUGGUUGCAUCCAUUCCAUGGAUCCUGUCAUCCUGAAGAGCUCCAAGGUUUGGGAACAAAGGCACAGACCCUGAGAACCCAAUCCUGCUGCUGAAAUUGGGCUGGGGGAGAGAAUUUUCCACCAGGCUCCUCUUGGCCAUCAGAUUUGGGAAGGAGCUGGUGGAAAUUAGACCUGGGUCUAAGCACUGCCUGUCUCCAACCUGGACAGGAUUUUGCCCCUGUGGGAAGAGGAGUCUCAUCCCUGGCCCUGUCUGUCCCCAAAUGGGCACCAGAUCCAGGGCUGACACCUUAUCCUUCCUCUUCCUCUCUCCAAGUGCCUCUUGGACCAAAUGCAAGCAAUAAAAAGCACAAAUCCAAGGAAUUUGUUGUGAGAGAACAGUGGCAGGGACCAGCCUCAGGGAAGGGGUUAUUUGGGAUCCCCUAAAACCGAGUAACAUAUUCUGGUGUGCGACCACCAGCUCCUCUUAUUUUGGACAUCCAAGGAGUCCUGAUUCCCUCUGCCCAUCUCCUAGCUGAGCCGGUGUGGUGGGAAGCUUGGGGAUCUGAGGUCUGGAGCUCACUGGAGGUUUCAAACCAUGCAUCCGCUUUUAAUGGCCAUGGAUUUGGGUUUGGGGCUGGGAGGCAGCCAGAGCUCCUGCCACAUCCGCUCCAGCACUGGCAGGGCAGAUGCUGCCCACUUUUCCCUCCACUUCCUAUUCCACAGCAGGAACCACGGCUAUUUUGGACACGUGGAGCUUCCUCAGCUGCGGGAUGUGCAGGAGCUGUCGGUGCCAGCUCCUCCAGGGUAAUUUCAAGGAUUUGGGGCUUAGCAGGAGCUUGGAAUCAAGUCUUCCCAAUAGGUACAGGCUGUCAAUCCCUUUUCCCACCCAGGUGUCCUUCACUGUAGGGCAGAGCAUCCCAGGAUCCUGUGACAUCCCAGGCACGCACUCCUGGAAUUUUGUCUCCUAGCCUUUCAUGCCAUCAAUCCAGGGUGCUGCUGCUUUAUCUGGGAAGACACUGCUGCUAAUUAGCCAGGAAUUAACCAUGAUCCUGAGGGUUCUGAUCCUGGCAUAGACCCUCAGCAUUCCAAACCCCUGCUGCAGGCAAGAUCUGAUGCCACCAGCUCCAUGCAGAUCCCUGCCAGCCUACCCAUUCGGCAGGAACUGGGAUGCAGGUGGCUCCGGAUGCCACCAGCCUGUCCCCAUGGCCGGGAUCAGAUCCAGGAGCUCUGACAUCUGGGAAAGGGGGGUCCUCCCUCUCUGCAGCCUUUUCCCACCACCCAGCUAUUCCCAAGGAGCUGGGUUGGGACCCAGGCACCGGUGACGGUGCUGGUGACACCAGGACCAGGAGCUGCCGCAGUCAGUGGGAAUCUGACAGAUUCCGGCUCCGCUCAAGUAUUUUGGGGCCGCUGGCACCGGCGAGUCCCCGCUCCCGGCAGUGCAUCAUCCAUACGUCUGUCCCUAUAUAUAUCCCUGCCUCCUCUCCCGGCCCCGCGUGCGACGGUUUGUGGCCUCGCCGCAGCUGGGAUCACGCUGCUAUUUCCAUCUGCUCCCACUGCCUGCCAGCACAAAGCAACGGGAUUGGGAAUAGCUGCGGAUCCGUGCAACAGGAGCGCUGGGAUCGCUGCGCUUUCAAAGAUUUGGGAGGAUAAAAGGAGCCCGGUGUUGGUGUAAGAGCCCAGGCAGAGCCAGGAUCGGUGGCACUGAUGACAUUGGCAGCUUAGGAAUGCCAAAAUUCCCAGGUUUGGAUCAGCUGGAGCUGGAGUGAGGGUAGGCAGCAGCCACCUCUCCUCCACUGGGGUGCAGAUGGCAAGGGGACAGCGUUGUCCCCUGCUGCCACCUGCAAUACUGCAUCCCAGGGCUUGAAGGGAGGGUCCAGAGGGAUCUUAUCCUGUGCAGGGAGGACAUGGAUGGCCCUGCUGCCAUCCCUGCGUUUGGAGUUUCAUUUAUUUAUUCAAGACCAGCAUUCCGUGAAUUAUUUAACAGCCACCAGAGCCAUUGCAAUGGCACCAGGACACAGGAUAUGGUUCCCUGCCCCUUCCUUUCUUUUGGAGCCACAUUCCAGUCCCUAUCCAGCACAUCCCAUGGCGAGGAAGUCAGCCCGGAGCUGGAUGGGAUAGGAACUCACCUGGCUCCAAGCAGGCUGCGGGGGGCACUGUUGUCCCUGAAGCAUCCAUGGGGAUCCAAAUCCCAGCAGGAUCACAGAGUUUUGAGGGGAUACUUGGUGAUGGAUGGGAUAAUAGUGGGUGGAUACUCAGGGUUGGGAGGAAUAACGCUGGGAGGGGGAUGCCCACCCGGCUGUGGUGCCCACCCAGGUGUGGUGCCCCCAUUCCCACCCCAGGAUCCACCCUCUGCAUUCCCCCAAUCCCACAGAUGACUCACGCUGGCAGUUACUGACUGUCCUUUAUUACUGAGAGCAGGGGCUGCCUCCAGAAAACGAGGGGCCCCGCUCCCCAAAAAUAGGAUUCUUCAAAGGAGACGCCCCGACCCACGUGCCCCAUCCUUGGCAUCGCCAGCCGGGCACCCCCCACUCCAGCCGCUCCCCAGCCGGGCUGGGCCGGGCUCUUUAGUGGAUUUUUUUAUCUUUUUUUGUCUUUUUUUGUCUUUUUUUUUUUUUUUUUUUUUUUUUUUUUUUUUUUUUUUUUUUUUUUUUUUUUUUUCCUGUUUUUCUGUAUUUUACACACCAGUUGGAUGUUACCGUCACAUGAAGAAGAGAGAACCUGAACAAGAUCACGGCUACGAGCUCUAGAGUUAAAAAUGAACACACAAACCCCCGGGGAGCCCGACCGCGGACGAGGAAUCCAGCCUGGAAAAGCAGGGUGCCCAAAGGGCCAUGGGGGGCACCCAGCUUGGCACAGCCCUGACCCUGCCACCCUUUCCCCAGGCAUGUAAGUCUCUUCUUUUAUGUUAAAAAAAGAGAGAAUAUGACAAAAAUACAAAUGUCCCUAAAAGCGUUGUUAUUACUGUAAUAGCAGUAUUAUGAC